AUGCGCUCUCUGCUACUGAACCACAAACCUCGGCGUCGGCGAAGGACUUGCGCUGACUUUAAGGCUCAACGAUGCCAAGUGCCUUUCACAAAGGCUCCAGCCGCUGGUCUUUCUUUAGAUCUGAAACCUAUCUAUUUCAGGGAAGCCUACUUCCACGCCGGCCCGCAGCCCGCGCUCGGGGCCGCCCCCCCGCCUGCCGCGCCCGCCGCCGCCGCGCCUCCAGCCGCCCCCGCCGGGCCCGUGGCCUCGUCGUCGGGCGGCGCUGUCUCUGGGGGCGGCGGCAAGAACCCGCUGGUGAAGCCGCCCUACUCGUACAUCGCGCUGAUCACCAUGGCCAUCCUGCAGAGCGCCAAGAAGCGGCUGACGCUGAGCGAGAUCUGCGAGUUCAUCAGCGGCCGCUUCCCCUACUACCGGGAGAAGUUCCCCGCCUGGCAGAACUCCAUCCGCCACAACCUCUCGCUCAACGACUGCUUCGUCAAGAUCCCCCGCGAGCCGGGCAACCCGGGCAAGGGCAACUACUGGACCCUCGACCCGGAGUCCGCCGACAUGUUCGACAACGGCUCCUUCCUCCGGCGCAGGAAGCGCUUCAAGCGGCAGCAGCAGCAGCUCCACCCGCAGCCGCCCGACCUCCUCCUGCGCGCCGCCGCCGCCGCCGACCCGGCCGCCUUCCUCCCCGGCUUCGCCUACGGACCCUACGGCUACAACUACGGGCUCCAGCUGCAGCUUCCACCACCACCAUCACCACCACCACCACCCGGCGGCGGGGGGCGGCGGGGCGCGGCGGCGGCGGGGACUUUCCCCUUCCAGCCUCCGGCUUGCGCCCUGCCCACGCCGCCGGGCCCCGCCGCCUCGGCCGCCGCCCCGUCAGUCUUCUCCGGCGGCCUCUCGUCUUUCCUGGGCGGCGAGCUGAGCUGCAGGAAAGCCUUCUACCCGGCCGGCCAGCUCAGCCCCACCGCCUCCCUCCUGCAGAGCCUUAAGACGGACCAGGGAGCCGGCAACAGGCCUUCCUUUUCCAUAGACAACAUCAUCGGAGGCGGCGCGGCCCCCCCACCGUCCAGUAGCACCACCAGCAGUGCGCCCGCUUCCCCUUUCCCGGCGGGCCACGGCGGCGGCCAGGCUCAGGUCCUAGCGAUGCUCUCCCCGGCCCUGACGCCCAUCCCGAACCAUUUGAAUCUGGCCCACGAUUCCCUCCUGCAGCCGGGACAGAACUUUUCCAGUAAACUCACAAACCUCAACAGCUGUCCUUUUUAAAAGGCGACCCCUCACCCUGCCCCCUGAG
Gekko japonicus is the source of this 1279-nucleotide messenger RNA. Its product is annotated as forkhead box protein D2-like. Gene Ontology annotation, biological process: cell differentiation; regulation of transcription by RNA polymerase II; anatomical structure morphogenesis. The record is from RefSeq and is a predicted model, not a curated record. NCBI's taxonomy places the organism in Eukaryota, Metazoa, Chordata, Lepidosauria, Squamata, Gekkonidae. Gene Ontology annotation, molecular function: RNA polymerase II cis-regulatory region sequence-specific DNA binding; DNA-binding transcription factor activity, RNA polymerase II-specific.